Molecule: messenger RNA, 1016 nt
Organism: Spea bombifrons (plains spadefoot toad)
Lineage: Eukaryota; Metazoa; Chordata; Amphibia; Anura; Pelobatidae
Gene: CHMP1B
Product: charged multivesicular body protein 1B
Exons: 9
Coding region: 137-736 (199 amino acids)
Biological process (GO): late endosome to vacuole transport; endosome transport via multivesicular body sorting pathway; protein transport
Cellular component (GO): multivesicular body; ESCRT III complex
Source: RefSeq, a predicted model, not a curated record
CAUCACGGUGACGUCAGCGCCAACGGGAAGCGGAGUGAACCAAAAAACUGGAGCACCCCGGAAGUGGCUAGAAGCGAAGAGACGGAACGGGAGUGCGGUAAAGAACGAGAAGGGGGACCACACCGAGGCCGGAAUCAUGUCUAACAUGGAGAAGCAUCUGUUCAACUUGAAGUUCGCUGCUAAAGAACUCAAUCGAAACGCCAAAAAGUGUGAAAAAGAAGAAAAGGCAGAAAAGGCAAAAAUUAAAAAGGCGAUCCAGAAGGGCAACACGGAGAUAGCGAGGAUACACGCAGAGAACGCCAUACGGCAAAAGAACCAAGGCAUCAACUUCCUGCGCAUGAGCGCCCGCGUCGACGCUGUAGCCGCCAGAGUCCAAACCGCUGUCACCAUGGGCAAGGUGACCAAGUCCAUGGCCGGCGUCGUCAAAUCCAUGGACGCCACUCUGAAAAGCAUGAACCUGGAGAAGAUUUCUGCUUUAAUGGACAAGUUUGAGCACCAGUUUGAGACGCUAGAUGUUCAGACCCAGCAGAUGGAGGAUAGCAUGAGUAACACCACUACCCUGACCACUCCGCAGAAUCAGGUGGAGGGAUUGUUACAUGAAAUGGCAGAUGAAGCCGGCCUUGAACUGAAUAUGGAACUGCCCCAGGGUCAGACGGGCUCCGUCGGUACCAGCGUAGCAUCCGCAGAACAGGACGAGCUAUCGCAAAGACUCGCGCGUCUACGGGAUCAAGUGUAGCGGAAGAGCGUCGAUUUAAUAUCCAGUCACCCGGCUGCGGAGCGGAAAGACGAUGCCGCGGCUUUACGGUUCUCUACUCCCCAUUAGACGCAAUUAUAUAGCUUUGCUGCGAGAUUGGAAAUCGGUGAUUUGGAACUCCGCGUGGAUGAAAUAUUUAAUUCUCUGCAGCAUCGUACAUCGUCAGCGGCUUCGCGUGUUUCUUUCUUCUGUAUACCGCACGGUGUGGAAUGUUUGCUCUCUCUGUAUUAUAAUUAUGUGUAAUAAACCUUAUUUUCUGUUU